AUGAGCCGGAAGCUCGCCCCCGAAGCCAAUCGCCAAAUCCGCCAGGGUAUUGCCAACAACUCCAAGGGCACUGCAUUUGUUGUCUACGAAGACGUCCACGACGCCAAACAGGCAUGCGAUAAGCUCAACGGCUUCAAUUUCCAGAACAGAUACUUGCCCGAGAAAAUGGCACGUUCAAAAGAGGACCUGGCGGAAAGACAAGAAAACCUGGAACGGCUCAAACAACAGCACGGGAUAGAAUGA
This is a messenger RNA of Penicillium riverlandense, 243 nucleotides long. RefSeq lists its product as uncharacterized. The transcript has 3 exons. Bases 1 to 243 code for a protein of 80 amino acids. Gene Ontology annotation, molecular function: RNA binding. NCBI's taxonomy places the organism in Eukaryota, Fungi, Ascomycota, Eurotiomycetes, Eurotiales, Aspergillaceae. The record is from RefSeq and is a predicted model, not a curated record.